AUGUUAUUGGGGCCUUAAGUGGGGGCAUUAGUUACUUUUUGAUUUUGAACAACAGCAGGGUCACGGGCCGGGACCUAAUGUGAGAACAAUGCUGUUCAACACAAGUUGACAAUGACACCAUUCAUGUCAACAUUCAAGGAAUCUGUUGAACACUUUUGAUCUAUUUUAUUCUCUCUUCAUCGCUUUUCAUGUCACCGUUUUGAUUUGUGAUCUUUUGGGAUUUAUAUUAGACUGCAGAUUUAAAUAGAAAACAACCCGGAACGCGACGGAAAUCUUUUAAUCUUCAAUUUUACGUUUAUUAUUUUGCGUUUAUUAUUACAGUUUGUAAUCGUAAUUUGCCCGUUUGAGUAUGCAAAACGAAACUGUCGUUUCAAAAUUUCCGGCAAACUUUGAAACUGCCCGUAUAAAAUAUAUAAAAACGAAGAAAACGUUCGUAAAGUGCAACGGUGUGCAUACGUUCUCACAGAAACAUCCCCAUACGCCUGCGGAUGGUAUAUUUGCACUUUACAUUGGCUCAUAUGGACAGUCUGAUAUCGCAAGCAUGCGUGUGUGUGUGUGCUGGGGCAGAGCAGACCCCGCCCCUUUAUGCUAAUUCGUCUCUCCCAUUGGCGUGUCACCGGGAGCGGGCCGGCUCUGAUUGGCCGGGUCGCAGCCAUUUAUUCGCUGACAGCCCCGUCACAUGAAUGGUUGUCUAUUAACUUGUUCAAAAACUAUCUGGAGUUGUCAAGGCUCGGGCGGACGCGGGGCGAAAAGUACAGUGCGUUGAUUCGUUUUCGGAGAAGCGACCGGAGAAGUUCUGUGGACGCAACCUAGUGAGGGACCUUUUUGGGAGAAGGCUCUUCGUCACACGCACACGCGCGCUCUGAAAACGCACUCACCGAGCGGAAGAGGGAGAGAGAGCGAGAGAGAGAGAGAGAGCGGAGAGACACGGCUCGGCUGCUGGUUGUUUUUUGUCCAGAGAAAAAGUUGCAGAGAAAAAAUCGAAAGGUAACUUUUUUUUUUGUAGCAGCAGCCCGUGCACUCCUCGCUGUCCCGCCUCUGGCUUGUGGAGUUUGUCCCUCUCUCUGUGUGUGUGUGUGUGUGAGUGUUGUUGUUGUUGUUUUUUUCUUUUCUCCCCCUCUGCGCGGGAGCCCCAACUGAAAGCUGUUCCUGAUGUAUAACAUGAUGGAGACUGAACUGAAGCCCCCGGCUCCCCAGACCAACACGGGGGGCCCGGGCAACACCAACACGUCCGGCACCGGCCCCAACCAGAAAAACAGCCCGGAGCGGGUCAAGAGACCCAUGAACGCGUUCAUGGUGUGGUCCCGGGGCCAGAGGAGGAAGAUGGCGCAAGAAAACCCCAAAAUGCACAACUCGGAGAUAAGCAAGAGGCUGGGCGCGGAGUGGAAACUUCUGUCGGAGAGCGAGAAGAGACCUUUCAUCGACGAAGCCAAGAGGCUGCGGGCCCUGCACAUGAAGGAGCAUCCGGAUUACAAAUACCGGCCCCGGCGGAAAACCAAGACGCUCAUGAAGAAGGACAAGUACACCUUGCCCGGCGGGCUGCUGUCCGCCGGAGGCAACGGGAUGGGAGCCGGCGUCGGCGUCGGGGUCGGGGCCGGGCUGGGCGGCGGGGUGAACCAGCGGAUGGACAGCUACGCGGCGCACAUGAACGGCUGGACCAACGGCGGGUACGGCAUGAUGCAGGACCAGCUGAGCUACCAGCACCCCGGGCUGAACGCGCACAACCCGGGCCAGAUGCAGUCCAUGCACCGCUACGACAUGAGCGCCCUGCAGUACAACACCAUGGCCAGCUCCCAGAGCUACAUGAACGGCUCCCCAACAUACUCCAUGUCCUAUUCCCAGCAGGGCACGCCGGGGAUGACCGCCCUGGGCUCCAUGGGGCCCUCCUCCGUGGUGAAGUCCGAGUCCAGCAGCUCCAGCCCGCCCGUCGUCACCUCGUCAUCCCACCGGGCCGGCCCGGGCUGCCAAAGCGGGGAUCUGAGGGACAUGAUCAGCAUGUAUCUGCCCGGGGCGGAGGUCAGCGAGCAGUCCGCCCAGACCAGGCUACACAUGUCCGGGCACUACCAGAGCGCCGUGCCCGGGACGACGAUCAACGGCACGCUGCCGUUGACACACAUGGAGCUCUAGAGGAACGGUAGGAGAUCCCCUCUUCACAGAUGGAUGAAGUUUGGAAGACUAGAAAGUGGGAGUCGCAAUCAAAUGUUUUAUUAUUGCAAUCACCUUUUGUACAGUAUUUAUCAAAGAAACAUUACAAUCAGAUGAAAUUGUUUGUUAAACUGCAAGAGGUUGCAUUUUUAUUUUCUUUUUAUAUAUAUAUAUAAAGCAACGCCAGUUCUGCAAGAAUAUUAAAAAUGAAGAUGGCAGAACUGGAAUUAUGGGAGCGAUUAGUUAUGCUCCUUUAAUAUUGCAAAUAUUGGGAAGAAAAGGGACGUAAAAACGAAACAAGUAAUAUUGUGUUUUUGUUUCAUUUAAGGUCAAUAUUACAUAACAUUUACAUUUCUUAAAAAAAGAAGACACUUUUUUUCUUUCAUACAGCUUAAAAUAUAGGUUGUUAAUUUAUAUUUCCGUCUCCCACUUUUCAUCUGUUAGAGGUAUGACGCUGGUGUUCUUUAUUUUCUAAUUGAUUUGUACAAUUUCUGUAUAUUUACUGUGAUAUUUUAAGUUUUUAUUUCAAAAAUUCAUUCCCGUAGUUGUAUUUUAAAAACUGUGGCCUGUACGCAGAAGCCAACAACUCUAUGUAUAUACCUACUGGAACUAAUACCAUCCUUAUAACAGUUACAAUUUCAGCUGAAUAUAUUUUUUUUCAAUAUGCAGUUUGAAAUGAAUAAAUUUUGGAAAUUUGGAUACUU
Pungitius pungitius (ninespine stickleback) is the source of this 2849-nucleotide messenger RNA. It is a transcript of the gene sox2, whose product is annotated as SRY-box transcription factor 2. Gene Ontology annotation, molecular function: DNA-binding transcription factor activity, RNA polymerase II-specific; RNA polymerase II cis-regulatory region sequence-specific DNA binding. Lineage: Eukaryota; Metazoa; Chordata; Actinopteri; Perciformes; Gasterosteidae. The transcript has 2 exons. The record is from RefSeq and is a predicted model, not a curated record. Bases 1153 to 2127 code for a protein of 324 amino acids. Gene Ontology annotation, biological process: cell differentiation; anatomical structure morphogenesis; regulation of DNA-templated transcription.